Zonotrichia leucophrys gambelii is the source of this 1820-nucleotide messenger RNA. RefSeq names its product TATA-box binding protein (gene TBP). NCBI's taxonomy places the organism in Eukaryota, Metazoa, Chordata, Aves, Passeriformes, Passerellidae. The transcript has 8 exons. Gene Ontology annotation, molecular function: DNA binding; RNA polymerase II general transcription initiation factor activity. Bases 254 to 1162 code for a protein of 302 amino acids. The record is from RefSeq and is a predicted model, not a curated record. Gene Ontology annotation, biological process: DNA-templated transcription initiation.
ACCGAGUGCCCGCCGCUCCCCCGCGGCCGCCGCUCGCCCCUGCCCGCGGCCGGCCCGCUGGGGCGCGAUGGCUUUGGUUGGUGUUGUAGACUCAUAUUUCUCUUAAGCUGAUGUUUUCCUAACACUUUCAGCUUGGCUUUAAAAGCUACUUUGCUGGAAUGUUUUAAACGGUUAAAAAACCUCUAGGAUUUGAAGGUUAUUUAAAUUAAUUGAAGGAAGUACUUCUGGCCUCACCAAAGAAAUAACUGGAAUCAUGGAUCAGAACAACAGUUUGCCACCCUACGCUCAAGGCUUAGCCUCCCCUCAGGGUGCAAUGACUCCAGGAAUUCCAAUUUUCAGCCCGAUGAUGCCGUACGGCACAGGACUGACGCCGCAGCCUGUCCAGAGCAGCAACAGUCUGUCCAUCCUGGAGGAGCAGCAGCGGCAGCAGCAGCAGCAGCAAGCGGCACAGCAAUCCACGUCCCAGCAAGCCACACAGGGAACAUCUGGUCAAACCCCCCAGCUCUUCCAUUCACAGACUCUUACCACAGCCCCCUUACCAGGAACCACCCCUCUGUACUCCUCUCCGAUGACUCCAAUGACUCCAAUAACUCCUGCGACACCGGCGUCAGAGAGCUCUGGCAUAGUGCCACAACUACAGAAUAUUGUGUCCACAGUGAAUCUUGGUUGCAAACUUGACCUGAAAACUAUUGCACUUCGUGCCCGAAAUGCUGAAUAUAAUCCUAAGCGUUUUGCUGCUGUUAUUAUGAGAAUAAGAGAACCACGUACUACUGCACUGAUAUUCAGCUCUGGAAAAAUGGUGUGCACAGGAGCAAAAAGUGAGGAGCAAUCCAGACUGGCCGCAAGGAAGUAUGCAAGAGUUGUUCAGAAACUGGGUUUUCCUGCAAAAUUUUUGGAUUUUAAAAUUCAGAAUAUGGUGGGCAGCUGUGAUGUGAAAUUUCCCAUCAGACUGGAAGGAUUGGUACUCACACACCAGCAGUUCAGCAGCUACGAGCCGGAAUUGUUUCCUGGCUUAAUCUACAGAAUGAUUAAGCCAAGAAUUGUUCUGCUUAUUUUUGUUUCUGGAAAAGUGGUUUUAACUGGUGCUAAAGUACGAGCAGAAAUCUAUGAAGCAUUUGAAAACAUCUAUCCUAUUUUAAAGGGAUUCAGAAAGACAACGUAACAGUUUCUACACAUUUCAGAGAAAUCAGGGGUAUAUUUUAAAAGGUAUUGUGUAUGGCACAGCAGUAACAAGAAAUGGACUUCCAGUGCAACUGCAACACCAGGACUUGGACUAUUUCCCAGUUAGUGCCUACUUCCCUGAUGCUCAAGGGGAACUGUUUUCUUGAAUAUGUCUACUGAGUUACUGUGAGUUGCUUUACUGGGCUGUUCCUGGAGCAGCCCCUCCAACUUUUAUUUAUAUUCUAGCUUUUAAAUAGUUUUAAUGCCAGUUCUAUUAAUAGAAAAAUCUGUAAGUUGGUUUAAAGACAAAUGCAACUGUGUCACUCAGUGUAUAAACCACUUUAAUUGCCAUGUAUAUAUGUUUUAAGUUCCUUCCAUAAGACCAUGGUUUUUAUAAUUUUCAGAACUUUAGCUUUUAAAUUUUUUCAAUUUUAAAUUUCUUUGGUGCCAGACACAUUCCCUCUUUCCAGUAUUAAGCAAGAUAGAAUAAAUUUAUUAAUUAAAAUGGCUCACUGUACAUAUAUAUAUAAUAUAUACCUUUCUUCUCUUUCCUUCUUCAACUCCACAUGUACAAUAAACCCUGUUUAUACAACUGUGGGAACUGUCUUAAUAAAUUUUAAAAUUACCCAGCUGGUAGAAUGAAAUACAUUGAAUUACUU